Molecule: messenger RNA, 1926 nt
Organism: Lactuca virosa
Lineage: Eukaryota; Viridiplantae; Streptophyta; Magnoliopsida; Asterales; Asteraceae
Source: the annotation of a GenBank genome assembly
UUAUAAUAUAAACACUCAUGAUUGGUUUACGCUGCUGACACCAAAACUUCGCCUCCAUCCCAACCGUACUGGUUUACUUUUCGGUGUAAAGGCCAUCGACAUCCACAGACGACACAACACAGACUGGCUUCUCCUUCCUCGUUGCUCUCGUUUUUCUACUUCUUUUACCCACAACACAUCUAGUCUUCUGAUCUUGUCUUCGCUAAAUGAUUCUAUCUCCCAAUCCCCCAUUCUCUUGCGGGAUUAUGGAGCUAAUAAGAAUGCUUAAUGAUCUUUUCAUAUCUACAAGAAAAGAUGCAGUGGAUGUAGAACGCGAUAGAUUAAGCAGCUUGCCAGAUGAACUAAUCCAUAAAAUCCUUUCUUUCAUUAACAUCAAAGAUGCUAUUAGUACUAGUGUAUUGUCAUCUAGAUGGAGGUUUAUCUGGACUUCAAUGCCCUCUCUGAAGUUCGAGAAUCUCAAUAAUGAGCGCUACUUUUCCAGUUUUAUUUAUAAUGUUCUCUCACACCGUAAUAAUCAAGUAAAUUAUUCAGUCAAUCUCGUUCUUGGGAGAACAGUUAGGGACAAUGAAUCUGGUACAAGAAUUCUCAGCUGUAAAUUCUCUCGCAAUCUUCAACACCUGAGUGUUACACGCGUGCCUGGAGGGAAUAUAGUUGAAUGCCCAUAUUCCUUUAUUGGGACACCAAAGUGGGACCUCCCAGCUUUAACGACUUUGCAUCUUCACCAAGUCGAACUGUCUGAUUAUGAUGAUAUUGGUCUUUUCUCCAAGUGCACCAACUUGAAGAACCUCUCCUUGAACCGGUGCAGAAUGACGGAAACCAAAGUUUUAAAUAUCUGUCUUCCUCGACUUUAUGAUCUUACACUUGUAUCUACACCCCCGGAUAUGGAAUUAGAGGAGGUUGUGAAUGUGGUUGCACCUCAACUCAAGAAUCUCACAAUUAUAAGGUGCGAAGGGGAGCAUCUGAUUUCUGCACCUGAGCUUACCUCCUUGGUCAUAGAAGAUAUUCAUAGAAUAGUUUGUUUGCUUCAACAACUCCAAAGUGUCAAGUUUCUUACACUUAACUUGGGGAUUCUCAAGCGUCUCUUUUCACAAAGGAAGAGUCUAUCUUCAUCCAUGAAACUAGUCCCACACAAAGCUUUUGCGUUUACUAACACAAAGAUUUUGAAGUUUACAACAACACCUGUAGUAAAGGUAUACUUGGAGGUGCAAGCACAAGAGAGGGUAACUACGUAUACUGAAAUAAAAAACGAUGAUGAUGUUUCUCCAAGUGCCAUCUUCCCAAUGGUCUCAUGUGAGGAGAUUACAGCUAUGGAGAAUAUGGCAUCAGCACAAGUAUUUGUAAAACACUUGGGGAUAUUGCUAGAGGAGUGUAAACAAAAUAGAAAUAGCGAGGAUUACAAGGCUCAGAGGGAUGUACAUAGCAAACCAUACGUUGAGAUGCAUUGGGCGUGGACAUUACAAUGGAACCUUGGGGCAAUUAUGGGAGUGUUUAAGCAUAAGAAAAUUAAAGCAAAAUUAGAUAAUUUUCUCAUGAUGGCACAAAUUACGAAAAAGUAUAUUAAUAAGCGUGAUUGCACAAAAUCCGAGAAUCACCCCAUUAUCGGAUGGUUGCACGAUAUGCGUGGAUUGUUUCAGCGCACUGGAGACUUGAUAACUCAGUUGUCUGCAUCAAAGAGGGCUGUAAUGCUACCAAUAUUUUUGAGUUUGUGUGAAGACGCCGCCAUUCUCACGAUUAAUAUUUUGGGAUGGAUUAACACCUUAAAGUAAACUCAAGAGACCAAUGCACUUGUUAUUUAGUAUUAAUUUUUAUGUCAGUAUAUAUUGUUCUGCUAAAAGCCAAGACUUAUGGGUGAUUGUUUUCAUUUAUUUUCCUGAUGUUAAUUGAAAAUUUAAUUUAAACAUCAAGUAUUUAAAAUAUUAAAAGUAA